AUGGUAUCAUUCUACAACAGCUCAGGAACCCAGGUGACCGAAUUCCUGAUGAUCUGCUUCCCAGGAAUGCAGGACACACAGCAAUGGCUAUCUAUUGUCCUGGCUCCUCUCCUGGUUUUGGCCCUUGGGGCCAACUUUGUGUUAUUACUCACCAUCUGGCAGGAGGUACUUCUGCAUGAGCCCAUGUACUACCUGCUAGCCAUCCUCUCUGUGCUGGACGUCAUCCUCUGCCUCACAGUCAUUCCUAAGGUCCUGCUCAUCUUCUGGUUCAACAUGAAGCCCAUCAGCUUUGUGGGCUGCUUCCUGCAGAUGUUCAUCAUGAAUACCUUCCUUCCCAUGGAAUCCUCCACCUUUCUGGUCAUGGCCUAUGACCGCUAUGUGGCCAUCUGCCAUCCACUGCGAUACCCAUCCAUCAUCACUGAACAAUUUGUCAUGAAUGCAGCUAUCUUCAUUGUCUUCCGCAAUCUACUAGCCACAAUGCCCACUCCAGUCCUGGCUGCGAGGCUCAACUACUGUGCCAGCAAUGUGGUAGAGAACUGUAUCUGUGCCAACAUUUCUGUAGCAAAGCUGUCCUGUGGAGAUAUUCGCCUAAAUAAGCUCUACCAGUUUGUGAGUGUUUGGUGCCUACUAGGUUCUGACCUGGUACUCAUCUUGCUAUCUUACUGCUUCAUACUGAGGGCUGUUAUGCACCUGAAGUCAGGGGGUGCAGCCACCAAGGCUUUGAGUACUUGUGGUUCCCAUCUUAUUCUCAUACUUUUCUUCUAUACCUUACUACUAGUCUUCAUCUUCACAAACAAGGCAGGAAAGAACAUACCCUCAGAGGUACCCAUUCUUCUCAAUGUCCUGCACCACCUCAUCCCACCAGCCCUCAACCCCAUCGUUUAUGGAGUACGAACCCAGGAAAUCAAGCAGGGAAUUAUCAGGCUAUUCAAGUACCAGCGCUGA
Carlito syrichta (Philippine tarsier) is the source of this 945-nucleotide messenger RNA. Its product is annotated as olfactory receptor 56A4-like. The record is from RefSeq and is a predicted model, not a curated record. NCBI's taxonomy places the organism in Eukaryota, Metazoa, Chordata, Mammalia, Primates, Tarsiidae. Bases 1 to 945 code for a protein of 314 amino acids. Gene Ontology annotation, biological process: G protein-coupled receptor signaling pathway. Gene Ontology annotation, molecular function: olfactory receptor activity; G protein-coupled receptor activity. The transcript is spliced from 2 exons. Gene Ontology annotation, cellular component: membrane.